AUGUUGAUGGAUCUGGUAUAUAACCGUGGAUCUCCCUCGUUGUUUUGUGUUCAUCUCUCCUCUCAGCAUCAGCAAGCACCAGCUUCUAUCAACAACAACUUUCACUUCAGUUUUGUUCUUCGUCGGCUCUGGAAGUCCGACCAACCCAUUUACUACAGGAGCCGCACGGCGUGGAUCAACCCCAGCAGCGGUAUUCUCACCUUUGUACAUUCCCUCGCUUUCCCGUUCACCGGCCAGGGGAAAGCGUUCAAGCUUCUCUCCAGCAUCAUCAACAACAUCAUCGUCGUCGUCAAGACUCCCUCUCUUCGCCCUCAAGACCGUUACCUGCGCGAGCCGCCCAUCACCACCAUCACCAUCGGUUAG
This is a messenger RNA of Podospora bellae-mahoneyi, 363 nucleotides long. RefSeq lists its product as uncharacterized. Lineage: Eukaryota; Fungi; Ascomycota; Sordariomycetes; Sordariales; Podosporaceae. Bases 1 to 363 code for a protein of 120 amino acids. The record is from RefSeq and is a predicted model, not a curated record. The transcript is spliced from 2 exons.